GGGAAGCCCAUCCUCUAUUCCUAUUUCUGAAGCUCCUGCUCAUGAAGACUUCGAAUUGCUCUGGCCUUGAAAGGCAUUGACUAUGAGACAGUACCCAUCAACCUCAUAAAGGAUGGAGGGCAACAGUUCUCUAAGGAAUUUCAGACACUGAACCCCAUGAAGCAAGUGCCAGCCCUGAGGAUUGAUGGACUCAUCAUUGGCCAGUCACUGGCCAUUAUUGACUACCUGGAGGAGACUCGCCCCACUCCACGGCUCCUGCCGCAGGACCCAAAGAAGAGAGCCAGCGUGCGCGAGAUUUCUAACCUCAUCGCCAGCAGCAUCCAGCCCCUGGAGAACCUGUCUGUCCUAAAGCAGGUGGGACAGGAAAACCAGCUGACCUGGGCGCAGAAGGUCAUUGCUUCUGGCUUUACUGCUCUGGAGCAGAUCCUGCAGAAAACAGCAGGGAAAUACUGUGUAGGCGAUGAGGUGUCCAUGGCGUACCUGUGCUUGGUGCCCCAGGUGGCAAAUGCUGAAAGGUUCAAAGUGGAUCUCACUCCCUACCCUACCAUCAGCCACAUCAAGACACUGCUGACCUUGGAAGCUUUCCAAGUGUCUCACCCCUGCCAAGCUGAGGGCCUAGCUCCCAAAUUCCGCCCCACUGGCACAGGGCAGAGAGGAGAGACAGAGGAAGAUGUGGGGGCGCAGAACAGGCCCAGAAACAAGCAAGUUGUAACUGAAAAGGCAGGAGACUUGGACUCUAACCCUCAAACUUGA
This is a messenger RNA of Jaculus jaculus (lesser Egyptian jerboa), 753 nucleotides long. RefSeq names its product maleylacetoacetate isomerase-like. Gene Ontology annotation, biological process: glutathione metabolic process; L-phenylalanine catabolic process. Gene Ontology annotation, molecular function: maleylacetoacetate isomerase activity; glutathione transferase activity. The coding region runs from base 157 to 753 and encodes 198 amino acids. Gene Ontology annotation, cellular component: mitochondrion; cytoplasm. The transcript has a single exon. The record is from RefSeq and is a predicted model, not a curated record. Lineage: Eukaryota; Metazoa; Chordata; Mammalia; Rodentia; Dipodidae.